Molecule: messenger RNA, 1014 nt
Organism: Aureobasidium subglaciale EXF-2481
Lineage: Eukaryota; Fungi; Ascomycota; Dothideomycetes; Dothideales; Saccotheciaceae
Exons: 1
Coding region: 1-1014 (337 amino acids)
Biological process (GO): biosynthetic process
Molecular function (GO): acyltransferase activity, transferring groups other than amino-acyl groups
Source: RefSeq, a predicted model, not a curated record
AUGCCUGAAACCAAGCAUUUCACUCAUACCAUCAAAUUGUCUCCUGGCUCUUCUCACGCCGGGCAGUAUUUCGAGGGCAGAUUAGCCUACUGGAGUCUCGGCGACGCUUCCAAGCCUACGGUCUUGAUGCCGACGUGUUUUGCCGGGAAACUCGAAACCACCACUCCUUUUCUCUACGAUUCUGAGACUUCGGCAUUGCCGCUUUCAAAGUAUCAUAUUUUGGUAGUGGGACAGCUUGGUGGCGGUGAGAGCUCUUCUCCUUCCAAUCAGGCUGCUCCAUUCUCUGGUGUCGAAUUUCCGAGGGUGACGUAUGAGGACAACAUUCAUUUGCAGCAUGCGUUGUGUCAAAGUCUUGGUGUCAAGCAUCUAGAGGCUUAUAUCGGGUUCUCGAUGGGUGGGCAGCAAGCUUAUUACAUGAGCGUUCUCUAUCCCGACUUUGUCUCUAAUGUCGUAAUGCUGGCUACCUCGGCAAGAACAUCAUGGCAUAACUACAACUUCUUGGAGGGACCCAAGGCUGCUCUGGAGUCUGCCGUCGACUUUGAAGAUGGACACUACAAGAAAGAGCCAGUCAGAGGUCUCAGGGCUUUCGGCAGAGUCUAUUCUACAUGGGCGCUCAGUCAGCAAUGGUACAGAGAGGAGUGCUGGAAAGUCCUCGGCUACGACACGCUAGAGCAAUACCUCCAGAACAUCUGGGACAAGAGAUCAAAUGAUGCAAACGAUCUACUCUCCAUGCUAUGGACAUGGCAGAAUGGAAACAUUGCUUCUUGCUUCCCGAAGGACAAGGAUGAUUUACCCACAGCUUUGGGCAGGAUCAAGGCCAAGUGCGCGAUCAUGCCAUCCAGGACUGACAUGUACUUCCCACCCGAAGACAGCGAGGAAGAAGUAAAGCAUAUUAAGAACGGAAAGCUGGCUGUCAUUGAGAGUAUUUGGGGGCAUUUGGCUGGCGGUGGCGCUGGUACAGCAGAGGAUAAGCAGCUUAUCAACGAGCAAGUCUCGCAGCUGCUCGGCCAGUAG